Messenger RNA from Monoraphidium neglectum, 1266 nucleotides. RefSeq lists its product as hypothetical. Gene Ontology annotation, molecular function: protein binding. The record is from RefSeq and is a predicted model, not a curated record. NCBI's taxonomy places the organism in Eukaryota, Viridiplantae, Chlorophyta, Chlorophyceae, Sphaeropleales, Selenastraceae. The transcript has 6 exons. Bases 1 to 1266 code for a protein of 421 amino acids.
AUGGACGCCGAGGGCCCCUACGCCCCCGGCGGCCGGCACGACGGCGACGUCGGACCGCGCGCUCUGCGCCAAGCGGACAUAGCGAGCUUCCUUGUCCCCAGCAGCGAGCAUGCGGCCGACCGAGCCCAGCACGACAAUCAUGAUGAGCCUGCUGCGCCGUCUGGCCGGCGCCUCAGCCACGACGCUGUCGGCGCCUCGCUUCGGAGCCUGAACAUGUGCCUCAACCUGUGCAACCGGCAGCUCGGCGGCGGCUGGCAGCCGCGGCGCGGGACCAUGCAGCACUGUGGGGCGGGCCGCAGGCAGCAGACGUUCUCGGUCGCUGCGGGCGCGGACUCGGCGGCGCUCUCGGGCGCGCCGCCGCGCAAGACGUGCACCCACACCCUGGCGGCGAACUCCGGGGGCCUCAUGCUGGCGGCGGCGACGGCGGAGGGCGUGUCCAUCUUAUCGACGUGCGAGCUGCGGCGCGCGGCAGCGGACUACGACAGGUUCGGCACGCACCACCCCAGCCGCGUCCGCAACUUUGCCGGCGUCGGCCCCGCGCUGCUGCAGCCCGUCACGCACGCGGUGCGGCCCAACACGCGGCUCUCAAAGGUCGCCUGGUGCCCCGAUGUCCCCGAGCUGCUCGCCUCCGGCGGCGCCAACGGCGGCUGGCUGCACUACGUGCGCCCCAGUGGCGCCGCCGACAGCUGGCCGCUCCCGUGCUCGCCCGGCGCGGGCGGCUGGACGGGGCUCGCCGACUUGGAGUGGCUGCCGGGGCGGCGGCGGGCGCUGGUCGGAUCGAGCGCGAGCAACGGCGUGCUGCUGUGGGACUCUGGGGAGGGCGGCGGCAGGCGGGGGGCGGUCAGCCUGGAUAGCAAGAAGCUGGGCCGCGCGGACUGCCUGGCGGCGCUGCCUGGGGGAGACCUGGUGAUGGGCGGCUGCGGCAGCGGCAAGCUCGUGAUCUGGGACCUGCGGAUGGCGUCCUCCUCAGUCCGCAACUUCGGCGCAGCUUCCAAGGCGGUGCUGCGGCAGGUCGACGUCGCGCGCCGCGUGCAGCUGUAUUACAGCGGCGGCGAUGCAGCCGGCGACGACGACGCGUGCGCGCACGCGGGCGCCGCGGCGGCGGGGGGCGGUGUGGCGGCGGGCGGCAGGGCGGCGGGGCUGGGCGGCGGCGGCGGGUGCUUCUUCAGCCAGCUGCUGCCGUGCCCCUGGGACGCGCGGCUGCUGGCGUUCGUGCAGACUGACCUGCAGGUGGGCCAAGCAGCGACCGCGCCUGGAGGGUUGUAG